Calidris pugnax (ruff) is the source of this 963-nucleotide messenger RNA. It is a transcript of the gene NUDT9, whose product is annotated as nudix hydrolase 9. Gene Ontology annotation, cellular component: mitochondrion. The record is from RefSeq and is a predicted model, not a curated record. The transcript is spliced from 4 exons. Gene Ontology annotation, molecular function: ADP-ribose diphosphatase activity. NCBI's taxonomy places the organism in Eukaryota, Metazoa, Chordata, Aves, Charadriiformes, Scolopacidae. The annotation marks the transcript as partial.
GUGGAAGAGGGAUGGAAGUGGCAAUAAAAUUGCUCAUCCAGUUACUGGCAAAGACAUCUUACAGUUCGUAGCUAUCAAGAGGAGAGACUGUGGGGAGUGGGCCAUUCCAGGGGGGAUGGUGGACCCAGGGGAGAAGAUUAGCGCUACCCUGAAGCGAGAAUUUGGGGAGGAGGCCUUGAACUCCUUGCAGAAAUCUCCUGAAGAUAAAGCAGAAUUAGAGAAGCAUCUCCACAAGCUCUUCAGCCAGGAACACUUUGAGGUGUACAGAGGAUACGUGGAUGACCCUCGUAACACUGAUAAUGCCUGGAUGGAGACAGAGGCCGUGAACUAUCAUGAUGAAACCGGUGAAACAAUGGAUAAUUUGCCACUGGAAGCAGGUGAUGAUGCUGGAGUAGUGAAGUGGGUUGACAUCAGCGAGAAGCUCAAGCUGUAUGCAAGUCAUAGCUACUUCAUUAAGCUUGUGACUGAGAAGUGGGGAGCCCACUGGAGUGAGGACCCUGGUCCUGAGUGCCGUGAGUGAUAUAAAUAAGGAGUUGACUGACACCAAUGGAAGGAUAUGUUUUCCAGCUUUGAAACAGAUGAUAUUGUCCUUUUCAUUGGAAAUUCAGUGAAAAUUCCUCGAAAUUCAGCAGCAACAACAUUUGGCAGUGAUAAAUAGAGGCUUUUUCAAAGACUUCAGAUUGCUUCUUUUGAUUUCUCAGCAAGUGUGAAAUGAGAUGAAUGUGGAGCUUGUUUUGCUUUCUUGUCUUCAUUAUUCACAGGCAUUUCAUAAUAUCUGCAGGUUUGCAUUGUAACACUGGGAUUUUGACUGUAGUUCAGAGGCUGUUUACUUUAGCUCUGUAUUUUUGCACUGAUUUCUUGUCAGGAGUACGAAUCCUUAAGGAUGUGAGACUUGUAAGAUGAUAACCUGAAUGAUGACUUAAAUUAAGUGCUACCUAAUAAAGUGAAGUUUCUUUUCUGAGU